Messenger RNA from Hydatigera taeniaeformis, 1254 nucleotides. The record is from the annotation of a GenBank genome assembly. NCBI's taxonomy places the organism in Eukaryota, Metazoa, Platyhelminthes, Cestoda, Cyclophyllidea, Taeniidae.
AUGGCGUUGUCUUAUUUCUCCCCAUGUAAGGCGCUAUUUUUUGUCCGAUCCCCAACAAAAUUGGCUUCUCGUGGUUUGCAGCUUGCUGCUCAAUGUGAUUUCGAACAUAUAAAGCCUCCGCCAUUUGACUUUCUCAGCACGGGUUAUCCACAAUGGCUAAUGUUCGACAAGACUAAACACCGGUUCACCGAAAACACAAAAUUUGUCUGUGUUGAGGGCAAUAUAGCUUGUGGGAAAGGACACGUGGCGAAGAAGAUAGCUGAAUAUUUUGGAAUGAUCCAUCGACCGGAUCCUACCGAUGAUACGAUUUUUACACUAAAAAAUUAUAACCCUCCUAUUGAUGUUCGAAUGCACAAUACCAUGUUGCCCAAAUGGGCUCAGUACUUUACAACUGAAAUGUUUUGGACUGAAGAAGAUCUCAAGGAAAAAGGGAAGCCCAUGUACUUGCAAUAUCAGUAUUAUCUGAACCGAUAUUGGAAUUAUCUCAUUGGUCUCUGUACUCUGUUUCACACUGGAAAGGGAAUUGUUACAGAUCGCAGCCACUUUUCUGACAUGGCUUUUGCAGAAGCUCUUCUAAACUGCGGCUACAUCUCAGAGUAUGCUCAUGACUGGUUUGGUUAUCUGCAUGCAAACACAGCUAUAAAUCUGUGGAAACCGCACCUCAUUGUGUACAUUAAAGCGAGUAUUGAUCAAAUUCAUGAUGAGAUCAAAAAGAGGGGCAUCGCAUGGCAAAUUAAUGCAAAAAACUUGAAUGAUGACUUCUUCUGUGAGUACAGGAAAGCUCUUGAAAUGUAUCUGGAGAAGAUGUCUCGUUACUCCGAGAUUUUCGUUGUUGAUCGGAGUAAUACGGAUAUAUACAACGAUGAUGAUCUCCUUAUUGUUAUGGAAAAGUUAACCGAUAUUGACUACGAAGGUAGGCGUUUGAUUCGUGAUGACUACAAGUUUCUUGAAUGGCGAACUGGUCUGGUAAACGAGCGAUCUGCCACCGAUAAUCGGGCAAAGUUCUCCUCCGCGAUGAUGAAGUUCACGACUCAAUUCAAGAAAUUUCAUAUGCCUUUUGAUAUGACAGAUGGCGUCUACAGUUUCGAUGCAAAGGAGCUUCAAUAUCUUGUUUAUAAGAGGGAUCCUCGGUUGAAGUACCUGCCAGGUUACGAUCCUUCGAAAGACAGUAUACUUCGAAUCCUCUUUGAUCCUUGGCUGGAGAAGCGGAACUUCCGUAAAGAUUGGCCCACCUUCUUCCUUACCUUCUACUAG